This is a messenger RNA of Pocillopora verrucosa, 1879 nucleotides long. Its product is annotated as beta-1,3-galactosyl-O-glycosyl-glycoprotein beta-1,6-N-acetylglucosaminyltransferase 4. Gene Ontology annotation, cellular component: membrane. Lineage: Eukaryota; Metazoa; Cnidaria; Anthozoa; Scleractinia; Pocilloporidae. Gene Ontology annotation, molecular function: acetylglucosaminyltransferase activity. The record is from RefSeq and is a predicted model, not a curated record.
UGCAUAAAAGGAACACUUCAAACGAAGCGAGACGCACAGGUCAUACAACUGACUGAAGUUCCUUCGCCAUUAGGUUUUCAAAAUUUCAACCCGACCUUCUUGACGGCUCAAUUGCAUCGCUGUACCAGAUUGAUAAUGAGAAAUGAAUAAAUGAAUUCCGAGACGAAACUGAAAGCCAUGGUCGUUUUAAAAUCAAGAUUUUUGAUUUGCUCUGAUCUCCGACGUUGAGUCUUUUGGUAAGAAAACCAUUAUGGCACUUGUUCAGUUAUUGGUUAAUCAAAUUUCAAGGAAAUGACCGAGGACUUCAAAGUAAAUAUUCGCAGAAUCAGCCGAAGAUUCUUUGUGCGUGAGUAGGUGUUAGAAAGCUUGGAUAAUGGUGGAAAACGAUUCUCACCUGAAAAGGGUAAUGUUUCCAUUUCGUAUCAGACGGCGCAAAUUUAAGACUCGAAUGCUUUCUUGUUUUCUGGUCCUAUCCAUGGUCCUAACCUUCUGGAUUGCUCGACAAGAAGUAAAAAACUCACAACAGAAAAAUCAAUUGAAAAAAGACUGGAAUAAAUGUGUAGCGAAGAUCCAAAGUGAUCCUUCAAUCGAGCUUGGCAAUACAACUUUGAUUAGUGAUGAUGACAUCAUUUACCAAACAUACAGGACUAAAGAGUGUACCUCCAUAGUCCAGCAACAAUUUAGCCACCCUGCACCUACUCAGUCAGAACUUGAAUUUCCAAUAGCUUUCACGAUCUCCGUGUACAAAUCAGCCUCGCUCUUAGAGAAACUCCUUCAAGCCAUUUACAUGCCUCAAAACCUAUACUGCAUUCACAUUGACUUGAAGUCUUCACCAACUUUCUGUGCAGCGGCAACGGAGUUGAUUCGAUGCUUACCGAAUGUGCUAUUGGCGAAGAAAAGCGUCGAUGUCAUUUAUCCGCAUAUCAGUAUCUUAUACGCGCAGUUCAAUUGUAUGGAGGACUUGCUCAACACUGGCAAAGACUGGAAGUAUCUGAUUAACCUCGUUGGCCAGGAUUUCCCUCUUUAUAACAAUCGAGAACUAGUGCGCGCCUUACGCGCGCUAAACGGUAAAAACAAUAUUCAAAGCUUUCACCAUCCUGACUUAAAACGUCGCACGCAGUAUGUAUACGAGUUCAAAAGACAAAUGCAAGGUUCAGACCACAAAGCAUACAAACCUGUCAAGACAUCUCGAAAGAAAAAACCACCACCCUACAACAUCACACUUUUUAAGGGUGCAAACCACGUCGGGCUUACAAAAGGAUUUGUGGAGUAUAUCGUAUUUAACCAGACUGCUCGCGAUUUUAUUGAGUGGCUCUCAGAUACAAGGAGUCCACCGGAAACUUUCUACUCUUCUUUACAACAACACCCCGGAGUUCCAGGGGGUGUCAUUGGCUUGCAGCCCGCGUUUGUUAUGCGUGCUAUUGAUUGGUUUGACAAAGACAAAAAUGAGGCGAACUAUAAAUGCCAUGGAAAAUGGGUGCGGCAAAUAUGUUGGUUAAGUGUUCGCGAUUUACGUUGGGUUCUAGGCUGGAACAAGCGCAACAUGUUGUUUGUUCAGAAGAUACCAUUUGAUGUCAGCGAAGAUCUACUGCGUUGUUUAUCAAUCGCUCGGGAACUUAGAGUUUAUGGAAGUUAUUUUUUCGCGACAGGGAUGAAUUCCUCAGACCCGUCGUAUCUAAGUUUGAAUGUUGACCAAGAGGUGAUAAACGUCAUGAAUCAAUAAUUACUUAGAACCAAGACAAAAGCAAAUAAGUAAGUAAUUUAAUAAAUAUUUAUGCAAAGCGUAUGCAAAUUACCGUAUUUCCCCGUGUAUAAUACGCGCCCAUGUAUAAUACGCACCCCGAUUUUUGACCAAAUUUUUCAUAAACAAAAGUUUUCA